This is a messenger RNA of Colletotrichum acutatum, 809 nucleotides long. RefSeq lists its product as uncharacterized. Bases 71 to 487 code for a protein of 138 amino acids. The transcript has a single exon. The record is from RefSeq and is a predicted model, not a curated record. NCBI's taxonomy places the organism in Eukaryota, Fungi, Ascomycota, Sordariomycetes, Glomerellales, Glomerellaceae.
AUGGAAUGGUCUCAGCGGGUGGCCUGUGUUGUUGCUAGAUCUCCUGCCUGCAAAUCCGUCACGAGCAGCUAUGCAGGGCACCAAGGUAUUUUCACUAUCAUGCCAUGUACUGCAGGGCCAGAGCAUGCACCUACCUGCCCGGUAUCACCCGACGACAGAGUUCAGCAUCAGGCGACCACACGGGAGGCCGAUGCAGCAGUGCAGCAGUCAUCAUUCUCAUAUCUAUGUGGUAAUUAUGUUCGUGGACGUCCCAGGCGCGUCCCCGGUGCGUCCCCAGUACGUCCAAAUCCGUCCACCGUUGUCCGCUGACGUUCCAGGUGCGUCCACAGUACGUCCAAACUUGUCUACUUCUGUCCGUGGACGUCCCAGGCGCGUCCCCGGUGCGUCCCCAGUACGUCCCCAGUACGUCCAAACUCGUUCACCGUUGUCCGUGGACGUCCCAGGCGCGUCCCCAGUACGUCCAAACUUGUCUACCGUUGUCCACUGACGUCCCAGGAGCGUCCCUAGUGCCUUGAUUGAUGACAUUCGUAGAAAAGUCAAGAAAUUACUCUUACACUGUGUCCGUUGUUUGGAUCCAAGCUGCAAGAUCCAACAUCCACAAACACCGGCAAUGAAUGGAAUGCCGGUCAAUGACUCUAGAGGAAGAGUGAUCAACAAGCGGACGUAGAGGAAUAAGUUGCGUAUGCAUUCAAGUAGCCAAUUGUCGAUAGUGAACGUUUAAUCAUGUGAAAGUUAUGGCAUUCUAGAUCUAGAUACAAGAUGCACCGUGACGAAGAGGCAUAGGAAAGAGGAAUCGUACUGUGAAGGCA